UCAUUUUUCUCUCGGAUGGUUCGUGAGGGUAUGAUCCAAUAUGAUAAGGACAUGCCUGCCCUUCGGGUGCAGUUCAUGACCGACCGGAGUGUGGCGAAUGGCAUGGAGGUAAUCAGGAAAGCAACGUCAAAGCCUGGUUUGAAGUUGCUGCGGCACCUGACAAUCGUUCCAGCGGACAACUUGAAAGAUGCAGAACGACACUGCGCCUUGGUGAGCCUCCCAUCAGCUUGCAAGGAAAAUUUACUGCAGUGGUGUGUCAUCAACGAGGUAUGUCUGCCCUCUCUCCAUUUUGACUCUUUCUGCUGCUGGUACCAUGACACUAAACAAGUGUUGACAUUUUUUGUUUCUUUUCGCAGGAACCAACAACUGAGGGAACAAUGCUCCGCCUGGUCCCUCAUGACACCUCUAUCUUUGUUGGGGAGUGCCAGAUGGAGGUGUGGACCUACGGGCAAGUGCUCUGCAGAACCAGCCCUGGUCAUGGCCUCACCCUCAGUGACGGCAUUGACGCCAUGAUCGUGGCGAAUAUGCUGUUUGACACGAAGGAGGAGCUUAAGUGUGUGGGCACUUGGCGGUUUGCGCAGGAAAUAAUUUAUAAAUAGCAGAUUUUUGCUUGUAGAUCCACAAACACUUGCUAGUGGGGAGAAGUCCAAACACUUGCUUGUAGAUUCACAAGAACCAACGUUACUGUGUAUGGGUUCCAUGUGAUGAACCGUGUGGAGGGUAGCAGCAACAGGCUUCUCCACAUGUGCCUCAUCUGUGGCAAAGUUCUCACCUGCAAGGUGGCUGACCACUACGCCACUGGUCUCCACCGUCACCAAAACGUGGAUCCGGAC
Thrips palmi is the source of this 833-nucleotide messenger RNA. RefSeq lists its product as uncharacterized. The record is from RefSeq and is a predicted model, not a curated record. The transcript has 3 exons. Bases 16 to 513 code for a protein of 165 amino acids. Lineage: Eukaryota; Metazoa; Arthropoda; Insecta; Thysanoptera; Thripidae.